GAUGUUUGAUUUGAAGUUCAUUAAUGACAUUUAUUAUUAGAUCUAAUUCGAAUCAACUUAUUCUAUGCAUAUGCCUUUCCUAGCUAAUGUAAAAUCAGCCUUAUUCGAAUAGUAAGUCCGUGCAUGCAAGGCUAGCCAUCAAGAUAUCAUCUCAGCCUUCGCUCAAGGAGGUCCCGCACUCACUACAAACAUGUCUCCAAGUAGAGAAGUCACACCACCACCGCAGGAAGGAUUUGCACUCCUGACCUCCACUCAUCGCGAUAUCGUCGAAGCCAGCGCCUUCAACACCUACGGCACGCGCUUCGCAACCGGUUCCGCGGACGGCAAAAUCAAGGUUUACAAUCGCCAUCACGACGGUUCGUGGAUGCAAUGCGAUACAUGGGGUGCGCAUAACGGCGGUGAAGUUCUACAAUUGCAAUGGCUACCACCUACUAUCCAUCCCAAUCUCAUCGCAUCAAUUGGCACCGACGGACGGUUUAAGUUGUGGGUGGAAGAUCCCACGUUGGCGCCGAAUAAGGGACGCAGAUUCAACUCGCACAAUAACCGGCCCGUGUGGGAAACACGAUCGCAUACUCGCGCGCCGUUUUUGAGCUUUUCAAUUAAACAUCAUGUGGAGAAUAGACAUACUUAUAUUGCGUUGGUGGAUCGCGAUGCGCAGUUGAUCAUAUAUGAGAAUGAGGAGCCGGAGAAUAUGACGGCGUGGACGGAACUCGAUCGGGUGAAUGUGUGCGAGAAGCCUGCGAGAGGAGAGGAGGUUAGCUUCAAGGUGGCUUUUGAUCCGAAUUUGGAGCCGUGUUAUAGGGCUAUUAGAGAGGGGGUCCCGAGAGAUGCGCUGGGUUUGGUGGUCGCGAGUAUGAAUAAAGCGAGUAUUUGGCGCACGAAGGAAAUCUCGCAUACGGUCAGUCUGGGGAGUGCGAGUACGAAGGAACUUUAUUUGGCAGCGGAGUUGAGGGGUCAUAGGGGCUUGGUGAGGGAUGUGACGUGGGCGGCGGGGAAUAUUAGGGGAUGGGAUGAAGUGGCUACGGCGUGUAAGGAUGGGGUUGUGAGAGUUUUCCGCGUGGUGGCUGGGAAGGAGGGUGAGGGAUUAGAGGGCAGAAGUAGUGAUUUCGAGAAGGUACCGGAAAAAAUCGUUGCGCGAAGUUCGGCGCAAAUGACAAUUGAGAAUGGAGCAAAACCCGCACCUUCUGGUAUCAGUGCAGGAUUAGCAGGCCAAAGAACGAAUCGAAGUAGACAACAAGAAGCUCAAGGUAGGGAUGGAGCGGUAAUUCAUGCCGUGAAGGAGAUUUCUAGGUUAGAAGCAGAUCGAGCGCCAGUUUGGAAGGUAGAAUUUGAUGCAGAUGGGCAACUACUGGGGUCUACGGGCGAUGAUGGAAAACUGAUGAUGUGGAGGAGAGAACCGACUGGCCUUUGGAGCAGAAGCGCAGAAUUGGCGAUGAAUAGAGCGUGAUGAUUAUCAUGAUCUCGAUCCAAGGAUAAAUUGAUCGGAACUAAAAAAAAAAAAAUAACUACUCGGAGUAUCAAUGGAGUCUGGGGAUUAUUCAGAAAGAUACCGUAGUUUUGGUUGGAGUUAGGAGUUGAGGGCGUUUUGAUGAGAUGACUGAGCUUGGGUGGUUAUGAUAAUGGAGAUGUAAAAUAUAUAUAUCUAGAUGGCUUUAAUAUCCUCCCACAAUAUCAAUUUCACGCAUUAUUCCA
This is a messenger RNA of Botrytis cinerea B05.10, 1692 nucleotides long. RefSeq lists its product as hypothetical. Gene Ontology annotation, biological process: positive regulation of TORC1 signaling; cellular response to amino acid starvation. The transcript has a single exon. Gene Ontology annotation, molecular function: protein binding; structural molecule activity. Gene Ontology annotation, cellular component: nuclear pore outer ring; Seh1-associated complex. Bases 191 to 1447 code for a protein of 418 amino acids. The record is from RefSeq and is a predicted model, not a curated record. Lineage: Eukaryota; Fungi; Ascomycota; Leotiomycetes; Helotiales; Sclerotiniaceae.